Iphiclides podalirius (scarce swallowtail) is the source of this 2892-nucleotide messenger RNA. The record is from the annotation of a GenBank genome assembly. NCBI's taxonomy places the organism in Eukaryota, Metazoa, Arthropoda, Insecta, Lepidoptera, Papilionidae.
AUGAUGUCGGAGUACUAUGAUCAUUAUCAUCGUUGGGAACCACUUGCUGAAUUUCAUUUCAAUGUUGAUGGUGAGGAAGAUAUUUAUGAAGAUGAAAAUUAUAUUUAUUGUCUCUGCAGUAGAGCAUUUAUAAGAGAUGGAGUUAGGACGUAUUAUGUUGAUAAAGACGUCAGUGAGAGUGAUAUUGAAGUCGCGCGGGAUUCCCCAUCUCAAGAUCUAGAGGACCAUUCUCAUGUUCAUUUCUCUGUUGAUACAUCAUUUCAAGCUAAAUGCGAGAAAGACGAAGGUGCAAGUUGUUAUUGCAGUGCCUCUCAUACUGAUAAUUAUUGUUCUACCGAUGAACAUGACCCUCAGUUGCAAGGAAUCACAUCAAAUGCACUACAACCAAGUGACAGUGGUGCUGACCUCACAUACCAAGACUGUCACUCUGAUUACAUUAAUCAUGAUAAAAUAGAAAAAAUGGACCAAGACUUUGAUACCCAAGUCACUGAAAUUUGUGAGAACUAUCAUUCUGAAGAUUCUUGGGAUAAAUUCUGGGCUGUUAAUGGAGAAAGGAUUAUCUGGGCAUCAUGGAUAAAAAAGUACAGUGAUUAUAUUAAUCCUUCAUAUUUAGAUGAUAACAAUGACUUGCUUUUGGAUGAAAAUAACACACCACAGCAACAAUCCAAUGAUCGUAUUUACCAAGAACAGAAUGAAAUGCAAAAUACAGAAGAUACAGAUGAUAAUAUCAGAGAAAGAAAGUACUCUUAUGACUCUAAAAUAAAUCCUUAUAGAAGAAGUAAACCAAGUGAAAAAGGGGAUAAAAUUGAUAAGUCGAGUGACUCAACAUACAGUAAUGAGGAUGCUUGGUUACCUUUAAGCAGAAAACGUUCCUGUUCAGAGCAUGAAAGGAUUGUGAGUCCAAGGACCUUUGCAGGAACAGACUCAAUGACAAAUGUAACUAAAAUUACAUUGUCAAGCUGUGAUGUCACUUCUGAUCAUAUUUCAUCUGAGUCAACAUCACCAGAUGUUUAUAGCGUUUCUUCAUCUCCAUCUGAAGAUCAAUCUAAUGAUCAGACACGAAUAGCCAAUAUAAAUGUUGAUGAAAAUUUUGAUCAAGAAUCCGAGGAAAUGGAUACAGAGCAGUAUUGGCAGUUUUUGUGGAAGAAACAUUUUGGAGAGCAGUAUGCACUACACUAUGCAAACUAUAUAGAAUCACAUGCAUCAAAUACCAUAAAAGAAGACAAAACCAUAGGUAGCAGCCCCAACAUAGAUAUUGUGCCAGAAAAAAAAGUUAUUGAAGUGGAUUUAGAGAAUAGUGAAGGAAACUCUCAAGAAAUGCCAUCUGUUAUUGAAGUACAAGAACAAGUUGAUAAAAUUAAGUUAGAUGAUAAAGUCUCCAAGCCAAAGAAAAGGAAUAAGAAAACGAGCAGUAAAUAUAUUGGUUCAGUUGGUGUUUUAUUACAGAACCUGUUAAAAGAGCAGCAACAAAAAGAAACAGAAUCAAAUGAAGUUGUGGAAGGUAAUGAGGGAAAUGACAAGAAAGAAGCUAACGAAGGUGUAACAAAUACUGUUUUAGAUAAUGCAAAUACUGGUGUAAGUAACAAUCAAACAAGAAUAAAUAAUAGUAACUUACACAAUUAUAGUUAUGACGAUGGAGAUGAUGACCCUCCUGAAGAAAGGCCUGUGUCAUUAAAAAGAAGUCAUGAAAUUGAUGAAGCGGAAGUAUCUUCAGAAAAGAUAAAGGCAACGUUUGAAAUAAUGGGUUUCUGUUUGAACUCGGACAACAUGCCCAAAGGUCAAUUAGUAUAUAGAAAGCGCGUAGGAAGGCUCAGACCGCCGCGUUAUAAGAAAUUUGGGGAGUCAAAAAAGACUUACUUUGAUGAUGACGGAAACGCAUAUCAGGGCCAUGAAUCUCAAGAAGAAAAAGAAAUGCAGACUGACAAUGAUUGUUUGGAAGCACAAUCAGAUAAAGGCACAGUUAAUCACGAUUUAAAGAAAAAAGACAAUAUUGAAGCAACGGAAAACACGAAUUUUGAUGUCCAAAACAAAGUUACAGAUGAAGAUCCAGCUAACCAAGAUGUGGACAUUGUGUUGGAAGCCUCUUCCGUUGCACUUCCGCCAGAUUUUGAUAAUUCCUUUAGUGAUUCACCAGAUAAUAAUGAUGGAGAAACGAAAUGUGAUGAGGAGCUGAUAGUUCCACUUCAAAUAGAUCAGAUAAAGCGUCGUCGGAGACCAAAGCGCUAUUCGAAGUUUGAAGCUUCUGGGGAAGCGAUUGAUACUUCAGACAUACCACCGGAGCUUGUUGGUGAACCAAAGAUGAUGAAGUAUUGGAAGAAGAGACAUUCUUUAUUUCAUAGGUUUGACGAGGGCAUAAAACUGGACCGGGAAAGUUGGUUCAGCGUUACACCUGAGAAUGUCGCCUGGCAUAUCGCUAGUAAAUUCGCUUUCGACACCGUGAUCGAUGCCUUUUGCGGUGCUGGCGGCAAUACAAUACAGUUUGCCCGCACCUGUAAGAAAGUGAUAGCAAUAGACAUUGACCCAUUGAAGAUAGAAAUGGCAAAGCACAAUGCUUCAGUGUAUGGUGUUGAAGAAAACAUUGAGUUUAUAGUCGGUGAUUUCUUCGAGCUGGCACCCAACCUGUCAGCUGAUAUGGUAUUCCUGAGUCCACCAUGGGGUGGUCCCAAUUAUUCUGCGAACCAUCAAUACGACAUUGAAACAAUGUUGGAGCCAAAGCCUGCUUCGGAGUUGAUGAAGGUGGCCGGAUCUAUAACAUCCAAUAUUGCAUUGUAUUUACCAAGAAACACCAAGUCCGAUCAGAUCCUGACCUUGGCGCAAGAAACGGGCGGUUCUGUGGAAGUUGAACAAAGUUAUCUCGACAAAAGAUUCGUCGCGAUCACGGCUUACUUUUAU